UCUUCUUCUAUAACAAUCUUUGUCUUCAUUCUAUAGCCAUGGCAGAUGAAGUGAUUCUUCUAGAUUAUUGGCCAAGUCCAUUCGGGAUGAGGGUCAGAAUAGCCCUUGCUCAAAAGGGCAUCAAGCAUGAGUACAGAGAUGAAGACUUGAGCAACAAGAGUCCUUUGUUGUUACAGAUGAAUCCUAUUCACAAGCAAAUCCCUGUUCUCAUUCAUAAUGGUAAAUCCAUUUGUGAAUCUCUCAUUGCUGUUCAGUAUAUUGAUCAAGUUUGGAAUGAUAAAUCUCCUUUGUUGCCUUCUGAUCCUUAUCAGAGAUCACAAGCUAAAUUCUGGGCUGAUUUUGUUGACAAGAAGGUCUAUGAAAAUGGAAGGAACCUUCUUUGGACCAAUAAAGGAGAAGUGAUAGAAGCUGCAAAGAAGGAAUUCAUAGAAGCCCUCAAAGUGUUGGAGCAAGAGUUGGGACACAAGAGUUAUUUUGGAGGAGAGAAGCUUGGUUAUGUGGAUGUGGCACUUAUUCCAUUCUACACUUGGUUUAAAGGCUAUGAGACUUUUGGUAAUAUCAAUAUAGAGAAGGAGUGUCCCAAGUUCAUUGGUUGGGCUAAGAGAUGUGUCAAGAAUGAGAGUGUUUAUAAGUCUAUUCCUGAUCAGGAUAAGGUCUAUCAAUUCAUUGUGGAGGUCAGGAAGAAGAUGGGCGUUGAGUAGGUUAUUGUGAUUAUGCAUGCCAUUCUUACCAAGAAUGGAAACAUGCAAGAAAUGAUUUCAGUUGUUUUAACUUUUCUGAUAGAAUAAUUAUGUAAUAAAAAGGCACUAUGAUGUGCGAAGCUUUGUGGUUUUAGUAGGAAAGGUUUGGAAAAAUUGUGAGUUGUGAUUGAUGUUUGAUCUGUUUGUUCUUUGAAUUGAGUGUUUAUGCAUUGUUAUAUGCAUGGUGUAAUGUGAAAGUCUGUAAUGUGAAAGUAUUUAUUGUUUAGUAAUUCUUACUCUUUUUAUUUUA
Vicia villosa (hairy vetch) is the source of this 990-nucleotide messenger RNA. Its product is annotated as glutathione S-transferase U25-like. The record is from RefSeq and is a predicted model, not a curated record. The transcript is spliced from 2 exons. NCBI's taxonomy places the organism in Eukaryota, Viridiplantae, Streptophyta, Magnoliopsida, Fabales, Fabaceae. Gene Ontology annotation, cellular component: cytoplasm. Gene Ontology annotation, biological process: glutathione metabolic process. The coding region runs from base 39 to 701 and encodes 220 amino acids. Gene Ontology annotation, molecular function: glutathione transferase activity.